Molecule: messenger RNA, 2151 nt
Organism: Calliphora vicina (urban bluebottle blowfly)
Lineage: Eukaryota; Metazoa; Arthropoda; Insecta; Diptera; Calliphoridae
Gene: Lipt1
Product: Lipoyltransferase 1
Exons: 4
Coding region: 676-1920 (414 amino acids)
Biological process (GO): protein lipoylation
Cellular component (GO): cytoplasm; mitochondrion
Molecular function (GO): lipoyltransferase activity
Source: RefSeq, a predicted model, not a curated record
AUAUUAUUGUGACCUUAAUAAUUGUAAAGAAUAUCAAUCCAUUUGCUUACAUUGGACUGAUCACGCACACAGCCUAACAGUUUACAAUUACUACCCCUUACCGCCUAGGCGAUUAUCUGAAAAUAUAAAUUAUCUGCUGUCUAAACAUCUGUACUAAAUUUUAAAGAAUUACUUGACAACAAGGGAACAGAAUUGCUCCGAAGAUUUCGUCGUUUUCGUAUACUCGUAUUUAACAUAGUAUAUAGAAAUCAAAACAAAUAUAGGAAAAAUACACAAAUGUAUUCAACAUUGUUCUUUGUUUUGUUUUGAUUUUUCUGAUGUUUCUGUCUUCAUAUGAAUAUCUAAGCGAAUUCUAGUCAAAAGACCACAAAACAAUAAAGGCUAAAAAGCAAAUUGCGUCAAAAUUAUAUGUCCACCACCACACUGCCCAACAGUUGGAAGCGAGAAGCGAGUAUAAACAAUAAAUAACCUACUAAGUGCAAUACAACAAAUUGUAUUUUCAGUUUGUUUGACUAUCAAUUUAUUUAAUUGCACAUACUUACGUCAGACGCAGCCAGUACGUAAACUGGAAGAAAAAUACAUCAGUUACUAACCUGUAAAGAAAACAGACGACAAAAAUAUAUAUUAUUUUUAGAACAACAACUGUUUAUAUACUGUGCUCAACAAUCGUCAGAUAUGUUGACAUUCAGUGCAAUUCGCAGUAGCAAUUGUGCUCAAUUGAGUACUAUUUGCAGAAUAUUAGCAACAUCGCAACGAAAUCAAUCUUCUUGCUUUACUUCUUCCUCAUCGACAAGUACAUCAAACGAAAGCGAUCGUAACAGCAGCACCAGCAAUAAUGACGAUGCAACCCGGAAGACGAUAAAAGAAACUAAAGGCAGUUCUAUAACGGAUUCUGAGAUUAAGAAAUCUGUAUUCAUUUCGCAAUCGUAUGAUAUUUUCACGAAUUUAGCAUUAGAAGAUUGGCUUUACAGGCAUUUUGACUUUAAUCGUCAUCAUGUUCUUUUGCUCUGGGCCAACGAUCCUUGUGUUGUUAUUGGACGUCAUCAGAAUCCUUUCACCGAGGCUAAUGUUUCGAAACUUGUCGACAAGGGAAUAACUUUGGCGCGCCGUAAUAGUGGCGGUGGAGCUGUAUAUCACGAUCGUGGUAAUUUAAAUUGUACAUUUUUUACUCCACGAGAACGUUACAACCGUAAAUACAAUUUGAAUAUAUUGACUCGUGCACUUUUCCGCGAAUGGGCUAUUAAAGCCGAAAUAAACAAACGUGAUGAUAUUAUCAUCAAUGACAAGAAGAUUUCUGGAACUGCGGCUAAAUUGGGCCAUCCGAAUGCUUAUCAUCAUUGCACUCUAUUAGUGAGUGCUAAUAAAUUACAUUUGGGAGAAGCUUUGGUUAAAGAAGAUGCAAAUUAUAUUAGCAAGGCAACUGCUUCGGUACGUUCACCAAUAAGAAAUCUCUGCGAUGUAAAUCGCAGUGUUAAUGUUCCACAAUUGCUGUCUGCUGUGGGCUAUGAGUUUUUGCGUACAUCUGCGACUGAGCUGGAAGAUGGUGGUAGCACUCAAACAAUGAAACAACGUGGAUUUCAAUUGGUCAAUCCGACAGAGAAAUGGUUUCCUGGUAUUGAAGAAUUGCGCCAGGAAUUUAGUUCAUGGGAUUGGGUUCUUGGUAAAACACCCAAGUUUACAGUAGAAAAGGAUUUGGCACUUAAAGCGGACGAUGAGAAACAAUUAAAAAUGAAACUUGCCGUUGAAGUCGAUAAGGGGUUGAUGUCUGAAAUUACAAUUACAAUGCCUAGCGGUGAGCGUAUACCAGUCGUUUCUCAAUUACAAAACAAGCCGUACAACGAAAAAAAUCUGAAUGGAAUUAUUAAAGCCUUAAAAUUGGUAUCAACUGAUAAUGUUAAACAGGCCAUUAAUAGUAUGUGAGAAUUCAAAUUGAUUUAAGUUUCGAACAUAUUUUAUCAUCAAUAAAUACAUUUUUAAUCGUUACACUUUUUACGAUCAAUUGUUAUAUGCAAAUAAUGUUAGUUUUUUAAAUAUUUUUUUGUUAGUUCUUAUCAAUCAUACUAAAUAUCAAAUAUAAUUUUUAUAUUUUAUAAUACAUUAUUAUUUUUUAUUUAAUAUUCAAAAUAAAAUAUAUAAAAUUUUGUAAGCGUA